AUGGGAAACCUCUUUCCUAUACUACGCAAGGACAAGCUUUACAAUACCGAAAUGCUCGUUUUCGACACACCGAAGUUUGAUUUGAUGGCAAAUCUAGCGAUAUCUGAAGAGCAGGGACCAGGAGAAGUAGUACACGUCAAGUGCUCUGAACGUAAAGGCGAGGACAAUCUGCCAGGCUGCAUCCGGAAAGAACUUGCUCGUCAUUACGGACCGAGUUGUGUUUCUUUGGCUGGAAUUUUUGUUCUACACCAAGGAAAAGCAGAUGUACAUAUUGUUCCUGAUUAUCCAUCUGAUAACUUCAAGUCGAUGGAUGAGGUCAGGAAGUGGUUUCAUAUGUUCAAUGUGAAAGCACCACUAGUCUGUGCAACCGUUUUCCAUUCAUAUGAUGCUGGCUACAACCUUCGGAUGGAACAUACUCAUUGUUACUCUGAUCAUAAUGAUGGUGGUCAUUACCACACCGACACCACUCCUGACACGGUUGUAUAUGAAGGAUGGUUCACAGCCGCUGAGAAAAUUUACCGAGUCGACCAAGUUUAG
Molecule: messenger RNA, 537 nt
Organism: Haemonchus placei
Lineage: Eukaryota; Metazoa; Nematoda; Chromadorea; Rhabditida; Trichostrongylidae
Source: the annotation of a GenBank genome assembly